UUUGUUUGACAGUUAAAAAAAAGAAUGUCAGAUUGACAAAAAUCAAUUUCUCUCGGCUUGUGCUGUCCGUCCUCUGAUUGUUUGUAUUAAAAAGUAUUAUAUUUUGUAUAUUUUCCAGUUUAUUAUCAUUAACAGAAUGCAUAGGAAUUUACCACAAAAUAAAGAAGCGCUACUAAAGUCCUAUACUACUCGUUUAAAAGAAGAUGUAAAGAGUAUGUUGGAAAACUUUGAAGAAAUAAUCAAACUAGCCAAAGGAGAAAAUGAAUCACAAUUGAACAGAAUGACGCAGAUAGAACAAGAUACUUUUGAAAUGCAAGUCAGAGCAGCAAACAUUGUUAGGGCAGGUGAAUCGCUCAUGAAGUUAGUGUCAGAUAUAAAACAGUAUCUAAUUCUGAAUGACUUCCCUUCAGUCAAUGAGGCUAUAACACAGAACUCCAAGCUGUUCCGUACCAAACAACAGGAGUGUGAUCAAAAACUCAUGUCAUUACGGGAUGACAUUGCUGCAGAUCUGUAUGACUUAGAAGAUGAAUACUUUACUAGUAUCUAUAAAUAAAUAAGGAUAAUUUAA
Messenger RNA from Pectinophora gossypiella (pink bollworm), 568 nucleotides. RefSeq names its product mediator of RNA polymerase II transcription subunit 22 (gene MED22). Gene Ontology annotation, molecular function: transcription coregulator activity. Gene Ontology annotation, cellular component: mediator complex. Gene Ontology annotation, biological process: regulation of transcription by RNA polymerase II. The record is from RefSeq and is a predicted model, not a curated record. The coding region runs from base 137 to 553 and encodes 138 amino acids. The transcript is spliced from 3 exons. Lineage: Eukaryota; Metazoa; Arthropoda; Insecta; Lepidoptera; Gelechiidae.